UUAACGCUGAGGGAAGAGACUCUCUUUUCACACACACACACAGCACAGAGAGGAGCCAGCACCGGCUAGAGACACACACACACACACACAUACAAACACACACACAACAACAAAAAAAUAUACACACAUGCACUGGGAGAAAACGGGAGGUGGACUGAGACUCCAGCUGUAGCAUGUCCACUGGCUGCAGUCAGACAUGUAGGAGGAGGAGGAGGUGCUCCGCUCGCCGCUCCACGUCCGUUUCAGCCCUCUAAGCACCUCCCAUCCCUCCCCCACCCCCUGAAACGCUCGCUCCCUGGCUCUGCGGUUGCUGAGGGGCUGGCAGGAAUGACCCGGGAGAGCGGGAGACACAAGGAGAUGCGCUAGAUGGGGCUGCCGGCUGGGAGGACUCUCUGAUCCCUGAUCCCUCCUCUUCUCCACGCUGACAGAGAGACAGCAGAACUCUGAUUUGCCCCACAGACGCGUGCCCAUGUAGGAGGGCAUGGCUGUGUAGACCGAGGGUCUUCAACAAGCACAGCUUGAGAGCAGGACCACCACGCAGAUACGCACACCACAGUCCUGACACCUGCGCGUGUUUGUGGCAGACCCCUGCGCAAAAGAAGAAACUCUCGUCCGCCAGGCAGCAUUCAGAGAUCGUGAAUGAUUGCGAAUCAGAAAGUGCAACCCCAUCCCAUGCUGCUCCCUCCUCUCAUGGGAUGGCCAAGGUCCAGGAUGGACACACGAAUGCAUGUGACAGCACUGCAAUGUUAGAGGAGAGCCAGGAUGGUAUGGACAGCGGUACCCUAAGUCCUGCCUCAGCUCGACAGGUCACCAUCCAGCGCCACCCGACUCAAGGCUUUGGCUUCAUUGCAGGCAGCCAGAGACCUGUCAUUGUACGCUCCGUCUCUGUUGACGGCCCCUCCUUUGGCAAGCUUCUCCCUGGAGACCAGAUCUUGGCCAUUAACGAGGAGACGGUGAGCGACGCGCCCCGAGAGAGAGUCAUAGACCUUGUAAGACGCUGCAAAGACACUAUAGUUCUCACUGUGCUGCAGCCCCAUCAGUCACCUAAGUCUGCCUUCAUAAGUGCAGCCAAAAAGGCCCGCCUGCGAACCAACCCGCCUAAAGUGCGCUUUUCAGAGCAAGUGUCCAUCAGCGACCCAGACUCAACAAUGCUCAAGGACGAUUCCUUGCUGCUGAUACCAAAUGUGUUGAAGGUGUUCUUGGAGAAUGGACAGAUUAAGUCCUUCACAUUUGAUAGCCGCACCACUGUUCGGGAUGUGAUCUCCUCCCUGCAGGACCGCCUCUCACUGCGCUACAUUGAGCACUUUGCCUUGGUGCUGGAGGCGGGUGGUCUGGAUCAGAAUCAGAGGCUGCAUCUGCUGCAGGAGAACCAGCCGCUGACACAUGUGGUGCAUAGAACCUAUUUCCAAGGGAUGAAGUGUCUGUUCCGCGUCUGCUUCUUCCCCAAGGAUCCUGCAGACCUGCUAAGAAGGGACCCUGCUGCCUUUGAGUACCUCUACAUACAGAGUCGUAAUGACGUUAUCAAGGAGCGCUUUAGCAUGGACUGGAAAUCUGACAUCACGUUACGACUGGCCGCGCUCCACAUCUACAUCACCGUGUCCUCUGCGAGGCCCAAUCAGAAGAUCUCUCUCAAGCACGUCGAAAAAGAAUGGGGGCUAGAGCCUUUCCUUCCACUCACUCUACUUCCGACAGUGAAGGAGAAGAAUGUGUGUAAAACCCUGUCUCAGUUGCUGAAGACCUACCAGCAUCCACCACCGUCUGGCAACAAGGUCCCACCUCUCCAAGGAAAGCUGCAGUACAUGCGUGUACUCAAUGACCUCCCACCUUUUGGUGGAAUACUGUUUCAUACUGUUGGACUGGAUGAGAAACAAUCAGCUACAACACUACUGGUGGGCCCUCGACAUGGCAUUAGUCAUGUGAUAGACCUGAAAAACAACCUCACAACAGUUCUGGCUGAGUUCAGUAGGGUUUCCAAAAUUCAGCUCUACCGAGAGAGCCAAGGAGUUGCUCGUGUGGAGGUGACAAUUCAUGAGGCCAAGCCACUGGUUCUACUCAUGGAAUGGCCUGAUGCAAGUAACUUUGCGAGCCUCAUAUCUGGCUACUACAAGCUGUUUGUAGACCCUAAACGGACCAUCUACUUCCGGAAUCCUGGUCAGUCUCAGCUGACCAAGGCAGAUUACAGAAGCUCCCACCAUGCCCACCCACGCUCUGGGGCAACCGGUUUGCCAAGUGGAGGGCGACGAGGGGACGAGAGGGAAAGCUCGCACAGGGAAACAGGGUCUUCAAGAGCCCUAGUUCCUGCAGAGUCUCAACAUCUUGGGUUGUGUCAUGUUCACCUUCGAGAGCAACAACAAUUUCCAGAACUCCAAACACAUGCUGAAGCUGAACUCGACAUCAAUGAGAACUUUAUUCCUCAAGAGCCCCCUGGACGGCCCCGAACCAAGUCAGAUCCCACCCAGCAGAGUACCGAGGAAAUAGCUGGGGGCAGUUUAGAAAGCCCAGCAGUGGAGAAUGCAGGAUUUAGAAUUCGAGCUCAGACAAUGGGUCAAUCCCAGAAAAGCGUUCGAUAUUUCUGUGACUCCUGCAAAGCCAGGUUAAGGGCAGAGGGUCUGUCAACAACAGUGAACACAAGUGGGAGUUCGGGGAAAUAUUGUUCCAGUGCUUGUGCCUCCCGAGAUGGAGGUGCUGUUGACCUCAUGGCCCUUCCUCCUCCUGGGAAUGACGGGGAGGACGAGGAGGAGGUUGAUGGUGGAGGAGAGACGCUGCAGCCACCACCACCUGCUAUUGCUGCCCCACCACCUGGCUUCAGGGACAACAGUUCCGAUGAAGAUGACCCAAAGAGAGGGAGGAAGGCUCGAACUACUGCCAGUGCAGGUGUCACCUCUGGGAAGCUGGCACAAGCCAAGGAAGAUGUGCCUGUGACACUGAUUGAUAAUGUUUCUACAAGAACAGUCCGAGAUCAUGCCCAGGAGCUUGAUGACGCACUGGUGUCCACCUUACAGGCGCUCGAGGCUUUAGCAGCCUCUGAGGACUACCCCCAUCAUCCUCAACAACCAACACAGACUGCAGGGCUGAUUGUCUUAGCUGCCAUUACACCUGAGUCAUCACUGGACUCAGGCCAUGAGACGAACUCUUCUGAGUUGACAGAUGUUUCUGAGAUGGUGACAGCUAUGAAGCAGAACCAGAAUCAGGCCUACCUGCUGGCUCAUCACAUCAACAAGGACCGUAUCCUCUGCCGGCGUGACUUUCCACUAGCAAUCCCCGGCUGCACUGCAAAGACCAUAGGGACUGGGGCGUUCUCUGUGGGUCAGAUUCGUGCUGGCUGUCCACCGAAGCAAGUAAUCCUAAGCAAGACUGUUCCCUUUAAAGUCAGCCCCAGCCAAGACUCAGCUAUACUCAGUGUUGUGACAGAGCAGGGGGACACUGCUCAGAAUGAACAGAAAGCAGAAGUUAAGGCAAAAUCUGAAUCCACCAAAGCAAAAACCCCUGAUCCACUUUCCAAGUCACCUGAAGAACUUAAAUUGCCUGAUGCUUCACUGGCAGUUCAAGUCAGUAAAGAUCAGAAAGGAUCAAAUUCUUGUGAAGAGACAGUGAGCCAAAAUCUGUCUGAUGGUACAAAAGGGAAGACAUCAGCACCUCUUAAUACAGACUCUAUAAAUAAAGCCUUACCUAUUCUCUUGCCUGUGGACAGAACAGUCUCUGUCAAGAUUUCACCCUCUAAAACGUGCCAAGAUGCCAAGACUGCCUCUAGUGAGACCAUGAAGCCUUCAAGCUCAACAGAACUUCUGCCAGUUGAUGAUCUUUUCUGCACAUGUCCAGUGCAACAGGAGCCCACAACUCAACUAAGACUAAAAGACCCACAGGUACAGAAGAUAGUAGUGUUUCAAUCCUCCUCCCCGACAGAUGAUGAACGUCUUCGGGCCAAAGGCCUCCAGCUGGCUAACAACAAAGAAAAUGCAGGGAGAGUAGGAGCAGAUCCUAGUCUGGCAAAACCCAGUCCACAAAUACAAACCAAGUACUCCCCUCGUUUGCCAGUAAAGGUAGAGAGAAAAGAAGCCACUGAAAGCAAGACGGAAGGUGCCCAAGGCAAAUCCAUUCCUGAGUCACAGAAAUGCCCCAUGAAAUCCUUACCUAUUUUAGAUGAUCCAACAACCCCUAACCUUUCUGUAGAUAAGGUCUCCACUCUCCCAGCCAGAGACUUAAAGAAGCAAAGCAGUGGUAAAGGAAAGUCCCAGCGCAGUGCCCCUUUCUUAAGUUUUAGAAAUCUUCUUUCAGCAACUUUUCCGGCAAGAAUGCGAAGAGAAACAGAUGAAAGAAGGGCGCAGUUGCAGAAAGUCCGCCAGUAUGAGCUAGAAUUCUUAGAGGAGCUACUGAAACCCAAAUCAUCACAGGGAGAAUUUUUGCCCCAAGGAUCCUCACCUGUGCCCUCGGGCACUCCGUGUGCCUGCCAACUUCGCACCAGUCCUGUCCUAAAGGCACCAGGGAUUUCCAGAGAGCAGCGACGCAGUUGUGACUGUAAGCGAAUGUGUAGGGGUAUGCGACUACCUGACACGCCAGUUGGAUCAACAACGGAGGCACAAAACAGGGGUAGAGAGAGAGCUAUCUCGAAGACCCCUCCAGUAGUCUCCAAAGCCCCUCACACACAAGGUUCGACAAGGAGACCUCGGACCUUAGAGAUCAAGACCACAAGAAUACGAUCUACCAGUCUUGAGUCAAGAGAGCCUAGGGGAGAGCUAGGCUCCUGCUUGCCCACCUGCACUUCUCAAACAGAUUGCAUGGGAGCUCCACAAUAUAAGAAGCUCCAGAGGCGAUACAGUAUUGGAGAGCUAGAUAAUAGCACUAGUACACCCGUGUAUGCUGAGGUGAAGCCAAAAGCCAAGAGUCUAGAGAAGGAGAUGGAGAGAGUGAGGGCCACUGGACUGAGGCUUCCCACUCCAGUAGAGCCAGUGCACACUCAGUCUCACCAGGCAGAAGGGAAAGGAAAAAAAGGUGUGUUUUUCAUUCAGGGAGAGGAAUUACUGCGUGAAAGCAAAGAAGGGACUGGAGAGGUGUUACUGACCUUGCCUAGUGAAGACAGUGAUGACAAGGAUAAAUGCUGCUCCUUCUGUUUCUGCUACAGAAAGUGUGAGGCUGCAGAUGAAAGCAGCGAGAAAGAUGAACUCUCCUACUCCAUACCCCUCCAGGUCCUUCCAGGCAUGGAACUGGACUCACGUACCUUUCCUGUUGUAAGCAAAACACUUCAAGUUCUUAAUGCAGAAGACUGCAGCGGAGAGGAAGAAGAGGAAGAAGAGGAGGAGCCACAGACUCAGGAGAUUGACCUGAGAGCAUGUGGUACACUGGAAGGGAGUCUAGCACGGGUACAGGCUCUACAAGGGAAAACAUUCAGCUUGCCUGAUGGUUUCCUAAAUGCACAGUUGGAUGCAAAUGAGUUGCUAGCUAUCCUACGUCAGUGUGCUAACAGCCCACAAGCUGAGGGUGAGGCUCGUCUUCAGCCCUCACGGAUAACAGAGUACAAACAGGAGCUAGCAGUGCGCUUCAAAGAGUUCAGAGCGUCGUGUCGGAGAGUGGCAAGUGUUGAAAAAAGCCCAACACGUAUGCUUGCCGUAGUCUCGUCUAGCUUUCAAGUGUUAUGUGAACUAACUCAGACCUUCAUCAAACUGGUCAGAGGGGUUCGUUCUGAAACCCAAAGGUUGCAGCUGUUGCGAAAAGUUGAGGAAGUAGCUAUCAACUACACUUUGCUUCUGCGUGCAGCAGAAGAGUCAAUGGGGCACUCAAGCAGCUUGCCAACAAAGACAAUGAGUCCUCCAGUUUCCUCCAACGCUAACAACAUGAGCUCGCUCACUCGGCCCAUCAAAACUCUGCCUGCCCAGUAAGGAUAUAUCUGGCAGGAAUGUAAUCAGAACAGAACUGGAAUGUGGGUGACUGUUCUAUCCAAAUUCAUUAUUUAUUUAUUGUUUACAAUUUUUACAAAACGUGCAAUGAAUCAUCCUCAACGCAACUGUUCCAUCCCAUGUUUACAGGCCCUGAGGUAGCCUUGUGGAUCUUGUUUCGAAUAUAAAGAUACACCAAACUAAUGCACAAUGGAAUAAGUACCCUACAACAGACUGGGUGAUACAGGGCUAAUCACCUCAUAUCAGUAUUCACAAUAUACAUAGGUCAUUAAAGUAUAAUAUUUAUAUGUAAUGUAUAUUUGAGUUGUCUCUACUUAGCAAAUAAUAUAAAGUUUUGUGAAGAAAAAAGGUGAAAAAUAUAUUUGAAAUGUAUUGAAUUAAGAGGAGUAUAAAAAUUAUAAUACAUCAGAAAUAAAUGUAUGCUUUGGACAAAAAUAUUUCAGAGAUCUUGUCGAGUAGCGACUUCUGUAAAAUGCGUAGUCCAAAGGGUUGGUUGGUUAGAUGGUGAUGUGUUUAUUUGUUGAAUUUUCUAACUGUUGUAAUGCAAAACUGAUCUCUGUUGGAUCUCAUGUUGACAGUGUCCAAAGUACUGAUACAAGACUGAAAAUGUACAUGACAGUGUUGGUAAAUGAAAAGCGCAGGAAGAACUAUACUUAUCCACAGAGGCCCAUUUUCUCAACACAAUAGAGCAGGUAUCAAACACCUGUUUAGUGCAGACAAUGUAGCAGACACUCAAGUCACGAUCUUAUCUACUGUACAGUAUUGAGUGUUGUUACCUCACUCAGCUGUAAACAAAACAUACCCACCAUGUACUUAAAAACACAAGCAGUGUAUUUUACACCACCAUUAUCCUAUAGCUCUCUUGCAUCACACUGGUAGUGAAUUAUAGUGUUAAAUCUAGACAUCCACCUGCAAGAGAGAAUGUUCUCACUAGGAUUUUGCACAACUUCUGGGAUGAGAUCUGAGGUCGAGAUGAAUCCUUUAAUGUUGGAUUUGGUGUUUUUUAUUCACUGCUGCUGGAAAACUCACUUGAGCCAACACCACUAGUUUUUCAUUAUUCAUCCUCAAAGCGAAUGCUGACCCAUUUCAAAAGAUUCCUUUGUUCUUAUUCAGGUUUUCAGAUACAAUAUAAACAAGUUUGCUUUCUAUGUGCUGUUACACAUUGUGCAAUUUAGCAAAUAUAUAAGAAACACACAAAGUAGUUUUCUAUGUAUUUUAAUAAAACUAACACAUCAUU
Mugil cephalus (flathead mullet) is the source of this 7128-nucleotide messenger RNA. It is a transcript of the gene frmpd3, whose product is annotated as FERM and PDZ domain containing 3. Gene Ontology annotation, molecular function: protein binding. The transcript is spliced from 17 exons. The coding region runs from base 696 to 5873 and encodes 1725 amino acids. Lineage: Eukaryota; Metazoa; Chordata; Actinopteri; Mugiliformes; Mugilidae. Gene Ontology annotation, cellular component: cytoskeleton. The record is from RefSeq and is a predicted model, not a curated record.